Molecule: messenger RNA, 1485 nt
Organism: Papaver somniferum (opium poppy)
Lineage: Eukaryota; Viridiplantae; Streptophyta; Magnoliopsida; Ranunculales; Papaveraceae
Exons: 2
Coding region: 205-1137 (310 amino acids)
Source: RefSeq, a predicted model, not a curated record
AAAGUGAAACGAAUGCAUAGAUUCUACAUCUGAAGAAAGCAAACAACUUAGAUUAGACAGACAAAAAAAUAAUAAUUGCUGCUCCUCUUUUUAUUUCCAUUAACCUUCGCUCCUCCCUGUCUAAAUAUCUUAUCUUCAAACUUCGGUUGACAUUUUUCAUUUGAAACCUCGAUUUACUGGAUUUUUCGAAUCGUUGGAGGCAGUAUGAGCAAAGGACGUACGAACUCAUCACCGGAUUUAACACCUCUUGCAACUAAUCUGGACAAUUGUGAUCCUUCAUUAAUCUUACAAGGUUUGGCAGCGAAUGUAAAGUUGCUAUUGAAACUAAUCGAGGAUCAUAAUGAAGCGUGCACGAAAGACUUCGAUGACCGCAAAAUGCAAAGAGUUGCAAGCAUGAUCACAAUUCUGGAUGAAGUCAAAACCCGAAUUCAAAAAUCACAAAAUUUUGGUAUUAAGAAAAGAGAAGCAGCACUAAGACGCUGCAAUACAGAACUUAGAGCUAACCGCGGAUCAUCACCGAAUCGGAGGCUACUGCAUGAACCUUCAACAGAUGAAAAAGAAACCCUGAAAAGAGAGCUCAAUGCAUGCACAAUGGCGCGGAAAAGUUUAGAAAGAAUGUUUUCAGGACUGGGAAAAGAGAAGGAAAUAAUGGCAGCCGAACUUGCAAGGAAAACUCACGAACUAAACGCAAUUGAGGAGCAUGUGAACGAUCUUAAAGCUCAGAACGAGUCAUUGUUAGCUAAACUACAAGCUUGCGCGGUCGAACACAAAGGAAGGAACCAGUCUGGACAAGGAGAUCAUCAUAAUUUCACUAAAGAGGACAAUGUAGACUUAGAAAAGCGUAACAAGACACUUUCAGAGAAUCUCGUUAAGUCAUUAGACGGAUAUCGAUCCUUAAAGAGGAGACUAAGAGAGGCACAUGAAGAGAAAGAGAGGGUGAAUGAGAAAAUGGAGGAGAUGUCUGAACAAGCUGAAAUCGGCUUAAACCGCAUCGUCGGCCUACAAAAAUCCAUUGCCGAGCUAAACGAAAAUUCACCAUUAGAAAUCGAAUACGAGCUAUCUGCAUUAGAAGAUAUAUUUCGACGCUUUGAAGCAUUAAAGAUCGCAAGUAGAUGUGCCAAAAACCUCAAUGAAUAAUUCUGGCUUGACAUUUUUUUGUCUAGGAAGACAGUAGGAGCCUAGGAGGUCACUGUUCUAGAAGUUUGCAUUAAUAUCUGCUAUCUAUGUUUCUUAAGGGUUUACAUGAACAUAGUCGGAUUUACAGAUUAGAGAUAUCUGUUGUGUGUAGGAUAAGGAUUUGGUAAAUUCUCUCUACACAGAAAGAAUUUAGAUUGCGGGACAACUGCCUGGUCGUCGAUUUAUUUUUUAGUAUAUGAUCUAACGGAUGACAUGUAUUUUAUGACUGGCCGACCGCCCGACGUAAUUGGUUUUGUUUUAGGAAAUUAUACUCUCUCUCUAUAUAUAUACACUUUUCUUUUGUUUUCC